Messenger RNA from Contarinia nasturtii (swede midge), 2326 nucleotides. RefSeq lists its product as uncharacterized. Bases 742 to 1077 code for a protein of 111 amino acids. The transcript is spliced from 2 exons. The record is from RefSeq and is a predicted model, not a curated record. NCBI's taxonomy places the organism in Eukaryota, Metazoa, Arthropoda, Insecta, Diptera, Cecidomyiidae.
UACUAAAGCUCGUUGCUUGCGCAUCUCUCAGCUGAUUAUAUUGAGUUAUAAAAACAGAACAGCCGCUUAUAUUCCGCUUUACACAUCGGUGUGAACAUCGAAACAUUCAAAUAUCUUGCCACGUCUUCGUGCAUAUACCGUUUCCGUUGAGCAGAAAAAUUAUUUCGAAAUUGAAUGCAAACGAACAAUUUAAAACUACAAAUGAAACAAUAAUAAUCGCAAACCAAAAACAUCCGCCGUUGACGCCGCCACCGUCGUAGCCACAGUGUAAUAUUUGAAAGAAGAAUAAAAAACGCGUUCGCGAUCCAAAGAGGAAAUCAUUUAAUUUCGGUGCUAUUUUUAAAUGUGUUUGUGUGCGCUUAUUUUCAAUGUAAUUUGAAUACAAACGUUUCGGGUUUUUUUCCCAUUUGUCUGCAUAUUUCCUUGUAAAAGUAGCAAAGCCACACAGAACAACGGUAGCCACGCAUAAUUGAAAAUUAAAAGUAUAAAAAAGAUACAGUGCGAGGAGUUACCACAAUAACACAAUAAGAACACAAAUAAAAACAAAUGAGUUAAGAAUUAAAAAGCGUGAAGUUAACCGAACCAAUUUCGAACAGUUGAACUUUUAAACCGACGAUAUUCAAGAAACACCGCAUUCGAUCUGACGAUAUAAAGUGUACAAUAUACGCGAAUUUUAAUUAAAUUGAUAUAUUUCGAAGAGAGUAUAUUACAUUUCACGCACCAAAUACAAAUCAUACCAAAAUGAAUACCAAAAUGCGUCAAACAAUUUCCGGUGUUUUACUCAUAAUUUUAUUAUCAAAUACACACAAUUACGGUGCACAUGCCGAUGAUAAAACAAUUAACCGCCUACUAAACAAUCAAGCUAUCGUCAGUCGACAAAUAAUGUGUGUUUUAGAAAAAAGCCCAUGCGACCAAUUAGGCCGACAACUCAAAGCCGCUUUGCCCGAAGUCAUAUUACGGAAUUGUCGCAAUUGUUCCCCACAGCAGGCGCAAAAUGCUCAGAAAUUGACGAACUUCUUACAGACACGUUAUCCCGAUGUUUGGGCGAUGUUGAUUCGGAAAUAUCGUGGUGUCUAAAAUGUUAGAAGAAAGAGGAGAAAUCAUCAUGCAAAUAACACCACAUAAACACACAAACACUUCAUUUCUUUUUUCCAGAGAGCAUCAAGACACAACAGUGAACCAAUCAACUAUCGUCAUAGGCGUCGAAUGCAUUUGUUGUUUUGCACAUGGGAUAUUGUUACAAUAAUCCCCAAAAGCAUUCAACCGCAAAUCCAAUCGCACCGACACACAUAAACACACACAAACACCGCUACCUUUUUUGAACGCAAAAAUAUCAUGUCAUUUGCUAGGCAUAUGAAUACAAACAUUUUAAAUCUAUAUCCUAUUUACACGUCAAUCAAAUAACAUUUAACUUAAACUGAUUCUACCAAUACAAUGAUAUCUUUAUCCGAAUUUUAUCCAAACCAAAAUCAAGACCAAAAAUCCAAAAUAAAAUAAAAGAAUAAAAAAAUCUGUAUCUCAUCCAGACAUUAUAUUGAGAUAUUUUCAGGCAGCUGAAUCACUAACCAGACAAUAUAUUUGGAUUUUGUCAUCUAGAUAGUUCAUCUGGAUAACGUUGGGAGAUGAUACGGAGUGAAAACAAUAGAAGUGAUGUAUAGGUAUAAAAUACUACCAUAACUAUAACAAUCACUUCUAUUGUUUUCACUCCGUAUGUUGAUCUAACGUUAUCCAGAUGAACUGAAAUAUCCAGAUGACAAAAUCCAAAUAUAUUGUCUGUCACUAACUAAUGUCAGGCGCUGAAAUGGAGUGGAAACAAUCGAAACGAUGGUUAGAGUUACAAAAAUACUUUGAUUUUGUCCAUCACUAUAGCAAUCACUUCUAUUGUUUUCACUCCAUUUCAGCGUCUGACGUUAGCUGAAUCAGCUGCCGGAAAAUAUCUCAAUACAAUGUCUGAUCUCAUCAAACCGAUUCGUAGAUUGAACAUUAUAUCAAUGUAAACAUUAAAUCUGAAACAAUUUGACAGCAUUCUCCAAAUAUUUAUUGAAAACAAAAUAAAAUGAAUAAUUUAAAAUAAAAGUGAACAUAUAAAUUUAGCAAUUCAAUGUGCUCUAUGUUACUGAUUCAAUUCCAGUUGAAAUUUUUUAGCUCAUAAUAUAAGACAACACACAAAAACACACGUAUUAUCUAAAUAACAAACAAACAUGAAAUAUAUUCAAUCCAAAUUUAUUCGCAUCUAAAUGAAGAAUAUUCGUAAAUUGAUUCCAAAAAAUUUAAAUAACAACAAAACCGAGUAGAAGUUAAAUAAAAAUUUACUUAAAAAUAUAAA